Molecule: messenger RNA, 957 nt
Organism: Fragaria vesca subsp. vesca
Lineage: Eukaryota; Viridiplantae; Streptophyta; Magnoliopsida; Rosales; Rosaceae
Product: cyclic nucleotide-gated ion channel 1-like
Exons: 4
Coding region: 1-957 (318 amino acids)
Source: RefSeq, a predicted model, not a curated record
AUGGCCGGAAGAGACCGUGAUGAAAAACAGAAACAAAGAGAACCUGAAAGAGAAUUAUCAAAGCACCAUGUUUCAGAUGGGUUACAUCUAAGAGUCUGUGCAAUAAUAAUUCCGCCCUUACAAAUACUACUGGAUAAUUCCAGUCGUGAUGGAAUAUUUUUUCUAUCAUCGAUGUUGUAUCUGUUGCUGGAUGUUCUGUUUCUGUAUGUUCCUCUUAUCAACGAGGAGGCCAAGUGUCUUACAUUGGACAAGAGAGUGAAGAUAGCAGCUCUGGUUUUCCGAUCUGUGGGAGAUUCUCGUUACCUAAUCAGAAUAUAUGUUCGCAUCAAAGAUGGCUGGGUGAAGUCUCCUCCCCUUAGGAAACUACUGGGGCUAGCGGUGUGUGUUCUUCCUAUUCCACAAGUGGCAAUUUUACUUAUUCUUCCAAACACGAGGGGUUCCAACUCUUUGAAGACAUUGACGGUUCUCAACGGCCUUGUUGCAUCGCAGUAUUUUCCACGAGCUUACCCCCUCUAUCAAAUGUACAAGGCAAUUAACUUUGUGAACGUUGGCAAUAUGAGAAGCAUGAAGCGUCAUUCGUUGUCAUUUGUCCACAUUCGUGCAAAAUGGAUGCUCAAUAUCUUUGGGUACCUUGUGGCCAGCCAUAUAUUCGGAGCAUUUUGGUAUUAUUUCUCAAUCCAAAAAGAGAUAGAGUGUUGGGUAUAUGCUUGCAAAAGUGAAAAUGGAUGUGAAUUCAGCACUUCAUGUGUUCAAAGUACACAUAGAAGUAUCACACUCUUAAAGAACUUGUGCCCCACGAAUCCACCUGAUACACAAGUAUUCGAUUUUGGCAUAUUUCAUGAUGCUUUAGAAUCCGGCAUGCAAAGAUCAACAAAUUUUUCAAAUAAGUACUUGCAAUGUUUAUCAAUGGCCAUAAGAAAUCUCAGGUUUGCACAUACUUACUACACCUUGUGGUAA